AUGUUCGGGUACGGAGCGCUGGCGGCUCUCGGUGGUGUGGUCAUCUACGCAAAUUUGCCGACUCGUCUAACCAUUGGAGCAAUUGCGCCUACUGCAAGUUAUCUCGCUUCCGCAAAAUUGGUGAAGAUUGACGACGAGAAAAAUGUUGAUAAAUCGAAGGCCGUUGAGGCUUCGACCCUUUUCAAAGGUCCAACAAUGGUGAUGGCUGUUCGUCGACCAGGCUGCAUUUUGUGUCGUAGAGAAGCUGCACAUCUCUCUGAGCUGAAGCCUUUGCUCGACGAAAAGAAAAUCGGUUUGAUGGCCGUUGUGCACGAAUCGAAAGGAGUCAAUGAAUUAAAGCCGUAUUUCAAGGGUGAUGUCUACUACGACGCUGAGAAGAGCUUCUACGGUCCCAAUCAGCGAUGGCUACCACUGUGGAUGGGCUUUCUGCGAGUGAACACGUACCUAAACGUCUGGAGAAGCAAACAAGAGGGUUUCCACGGGAAUAUGGACGGUGAAGGACGCCUCUUGGGAGGAGUGUAUCUGAUUGACGGUGAUCGUCUCGUUUGGCAUCACUUGGAGAAAGAAUGGGGAGACGCUGCAAAUAUCGACGAGGUUCGCGAUGCGAUUAACAAGUUCAAA
Molecule: messenger RNA, 621 nt
Organism: Mesorhabditis belari
Lineage: Eukaryota; Metazoa; Nematoda; Chromadorea; Rhabditida; Rhabditidae
Source: the annotation of a GenBank genome assembly